This is a messenger RNA of Penaeus indicus, 1926 nucleotides long. It is a transcript of the gene mrn, whose product is annotated as general transcription factor IIH subunit 4-like. Gene Ontology annotation, molecular function: double-stranded DNA binding; ATPase activator activity. Gene Ontology annotation, cellular component: transcription factor TFIIH core complex; transcription factor TFIIH holo complex. The record is from RefSeq and is a predicted model, not a curated record. The coding region runs from base 176 to 1570 and encodes 464 amino acids. The transcript has 10 exons. Gene Ontology annotation, biological process: nucleotide-excision repair. Lineage: Eukaryota; Metazoa; Arthropoda; Malacostraca; Decapoda; Penaeidae.
CACCGCUUCGGUAAACAAGCAAUGGGUCACUCGAUGCUGCACAUGGACCACAGACUUCAAAACUCAGGUCCAGGGAAUAUAGAAGAAGAAGAAGAAAAAGAAGACUUCAAAGGUCUUAAAAACCCUUUUAAAGAAGAAGAGGGGGAAGGAGAAGGAGAAGGUGGUUGAGGCAAACAUGGGUUAUGGGCCAGCGACGUUGACGUGCAAAAAUCUCCAGGAUUACUUGAAAUCUCUGCCUAAGGAUACUUUAGAUGCAUUGUAUAGAAACCCGGCGACGUGUCUGGCAGUUUUUAGGGAGCUGCCAGAAUUAUCACGGCAUUUCAUUAUGCGCCUCCUGUUUGUGACAAAACCAAUCUCCCAGAUAGUCCUAGCAGCAUGGAUCCCUCAUCAAGAACCAAGCAAAGACCUUGGAGACAUAGCAGCAGAGCACAAGCAGAGCACCCAGGUCCUUCUUGACAUGUACAUCUGGCAGGAGGUGAAGGACCAUCAUGGCAAUGCAGCUAUAAAACUCAACAGUACUUUUAGAGAGAACUUGAAGAUUGCUACUCUAGGAGGCGGGAAACCAUGGACCAUGUCAGCUGCCUUAGAUCCAGAUCCACAUCAAAGGGACUUGGAGUUUCUGGACAAAUAUGCCAUGGAUCGGUGGGAGAGCGUGCUCCAGUUCCUUGUCCAGCCAGGGAGAGGAGCAACAGUAAUUUCCAGAGAUGCAAUGAGAACAUUGCUCCAUGCUGGUCUCAUUGAAAGCAGCGAUGAGUCAGAUUCGCCCAACAUGCAGAUCACCAGCUCUGGCUUCCAGUUCCUCCUCCUGGACACAGCAUCACAAGUGUGGUUUUUCAUCCUCAAGUACCUGGAGACAGUCACAGAACGGGGACUCAGCCUUGUGGCUUGUUUGACUUUCCUCUUCAAGCUUUCCUUUUCUACACUUGGAAAGAACAACUCAGUGGAAGCUCGAGAUCUUCUUUCAGUAUCAGAGUCUCUCUUAGAGUUUGGACUUGUAUACUUACGAAAAAGAAGUUCUGGCAGAUUUUACCCUACAAGAUUAGCUCUUAAUAUUACAGCAGGUCAGAAUAAGGGCAAUCUUGAUGUUCCGAAACAGGGUGAUCUUGUCAUUGAAACAAAUUACAGAAUAUAUGCCUAUACUACUUCAGAACUACAAAUUGCACUUCUCUCCAUAUUUUCCGACAUAGAGGGAAGGUUUCCUAACAUGGUCGUAGCUUGCAUAUCGAGAGGAAGUGUGAGAAGAGCUCUGUUGAAGGGUAUCGGUGCUGAACAAAUUAUUAGUUUCCUCAGACAGCACUGUCAUCCUCAGAUGUAUAAACAGAAUCCAGUUGUUCCACGCACAGUUUCAGAUCAGAUUAAACUGUGGGAGAUGGAGAGAGAGAGACUUGAAUUUAGUGAAGGAGUAUUGUACAAAGACUUCAUGUCAGUUCAUGAUUAUCUUUUGCUCUCAAAUUACGCAUCCAGCAAAGGUGUUUUGAUAUACUCGGAUGAAAAACAGAGAACAGUGGUUGUGACAAAGAAAGGACAUCCAGCAAUAAAACAGUUUUGGAAAGAAAAUCAGUCAAAAUAAGUGGAGAGAGAUUAUUAUGGCAAUGUUGAUAUCUGUAGGAAACUAUUUUAUUCUUUUCUUUUCUUUACUUAUGUUUUGCAAUGCCGUUUCUCCAUCUUGUUGUGAGGUUAAACUAAUAUAUGGAAUAUUUUCUUAACUUUUAUAAUGAUUCCUUUUUCUUGGAGAAGGUCAUUGUUUGAUUGUUAAUAUAAUUAGUAAUUAACAAGUGCUUCUUUAAGAAUAUGAAGGACCUCUGCUUCACUGUAGGAAUAUGGAGAAUGUGUAUUGAUAAAAAUAAAGCAAGAAUGCUUACAGAUAAAAACAAAAUAUUAAUAUUUGGUUACACUGCAACUUCAAAUAAAAGUAUGUAUUAUAAA